GUUUUCAUUUAUGUAGUGGUUGCGGUCGUGCGUCUUGAUGUUUUGGCAAUUCUGAUUGCUUCUCGCAAGACAAAAGCGUUUUUUUGCACAAUUCUAACAAUUUAGGAGUUUACCAGCCGUACAGUGACCACUGUUUCGAAGCUUUCAAUCGACGCCGUUACUGGUUCUGUUUUUGUAUCACAUCCCACGAUGACAGAUUCUCCAUCCCCCGUGAUUGAAAAUUGGAUCAAGAAAGCCCAGGAUCAGGAGAUAUCGGCUCUGGUGAGUGAUUUGAGUCUUGAUAAGGGUAAGGAUGAAAAGACGGAGGCAGUUGGUCAGAAGGUAGAGCCGGAAAUCAAAUCAGGGGAAAAAAGUGACACCGAGAAAACAGCGGCAGAUGGUGUAACAUCCGAAGCGAAAACCGUCAAUGAGAGUCUCGCUUCCACUAAAAAUGACGAACCCGCGCAAUCCGCAGAAGAGGUGGAGGCUUUCAAUCCCGCAGACGCUAGUUUACUGAUGAAAAUCAUUCGAAAAGGUUUGGUGGAAUCGAAGCUAGAUUUGGAGGUGCAGCGGAAGGACCCAACGUCCCCGCUGUAUUCGGUUAAGACCUUCGAAGCGCUCCAUCUGAAGCCCGAGCUUCUGCAGGGUGUUUAUGCGAUGGGUUUCAAUGCGCCUUCCAAAAUUCAGGAGACGGCGCUUCCAACUCUUCUGGCAGAUCCUCCACAGAACAUGAUCGCCCAGAGCCAAUCGGGAACGGGCAAGACUGCCGCCUUCGUGCUGGCAAUGCUAAGUCGUGUGAAUCCCAAUUUGAAUUAUCCGCAGGUGAUUUGUCUGUCGCCUACGUAUGAGCUGGCCAUUCAAACGGGUGAAGUCGCCGCUAAGAUGGCCAAGUUUUGUCCGGAGAUUAAGCUCCGCUAUGCUGUCCGUGGCGAGGAAAUAUCGAAAGGGGCGAAGCUGACCGACCACAUCAUUAUCGGUACGCCUGGCAAGCUGAUGGAUUGGGGGAUCAAAUUUCGGGCGUUUGAUUUGAAGAAGAUCUCCGUUUUCGUGCUGGACGAAGCGGACGUUAUGAUUGCCACCCAAGGCCACCAGGAUCAGUGUAUUCGGAUACACAAACAGCUGAUGCGUUGCCAGAUGAUGUUCUUCUCGGCCACCUACGAGCGGGAGGUAAUGGAAUUCGCGGAGUAUAUCGUUCCUAACCCGAUCGUUAUUCGGUUGGCGCGAGAGCAGGAAUCGCUGGACAAUAUAAAACAGUACUACGUGAAGUGUCGCAAUCAAGACGAGAAAUAUCAAGCGAUUUCAAACAUCUACGGAGUGAUUACCGUUGGACAGGCGAUUAUAUUCUGCCAUACGCGCAAAACUGCCAGUUGGCUAUCCGCCAAAAUGUCAACUGACGACCAUUCUGUGGCGGUUAUAUCUGGUGAUCUGACAGUGGAACAGCGGUUAGCGGUACUUGACAGAUUUCGAGCUGGUCUAGAGAAGGUGUUGAUUACAACGAAUGUGUUAUCCAGAGGUAUUGACGUCGAACAAGUUACCAUUGUCGUGAACUUCGACCUGCCGAUGGAUCAACAUGGUCGAGCCGAUUGUGAGACUUAUCUGCAUAGAAUCGGGCGUACCGGUCGAUUCGGCAAGAACGGAAUCGCUAUCAACCUGGUAGACAGUGAUCGCAGCAUGCAGAUUUGCAGGACUAUCGAGAAUCACUUCCAGAAAAAGAUUCAGCUGCUUGACGCGGAGAAUUCGGAUGAAAUCGAAAAGAUUGGAUCCUAAAAUGUGUGUGUGCGAGCAACAAGGCGAAUCUGCAAAAGCCAUACGCAGAAUCACGCGAAAUUCUACGUUAAAGUUUUAAGCCGUAUUUUGAUUGUUUUUAUUCUCGCCUAGUUAGUGCGCUGUUGGAAUGACGGAUUUGUGCAUUGAGAGUUGUUCCACGAAAACAAAAUUGCGAAAGACAGAGUACCAUGAAUGAAAAAAAGAGCGAACGAUUGAAGCAUAGAAUGUUUGACUGUUUUACUGAACUGUUGCCGACUGUAUUUGAUGUAAGCUAUAGUUCCGUUUUGAAAUAGAUCGACGGACAUUUGGAGGGAGAUGAAACAGGUAGCUUCAAGCAAAACCACUCAUAUAAUCUGAAAUAAUUCCCGAGCAUUUGAUACAUGCUUACAUCUUGACAUCAGUGCUAAAUAAAAGAACAAACGAUUCAACUUUGAAUUUUCGCUCAUAAGCACUACGGUUUGA
Molecule: messenger RNA, 2208 nt
Organism: Toxorhynchites rutilus septentrionalis
Lineage: Eukaryota; Metazoa; Arthropoda; Insecta; Diptera; Culicidae
Gene: Dbp80
Product: DEAD-box helicase Dbp80
Exons: 6
Coding region: 190-1746 (518 amino acids)
Biological process (GO): poly(A)+ mRNA export from nucleus
Cellular component (GO): cytoplasmic stress granule; nucleus
Molecular function (GO): ATP binding; RNA binding; RNA helicase activity
Source: RefSeq, a predicted model, not a curated record